AUGCAAAUGCGUUUGUUUGCCACCUCUCGCCUGCUAUUUGGCGUCAUUUCGAGAGGAAGAUUCCUUGAAUGUUACCGUAACACCUCUGGAGGUGAAUUAAGCUCGCAAUCGAGUAUGCCUUUAGGAUCCUCUUCACGUUUGAUGGAUAAUACACAGACACUUCAUUCUACCGUUGAACCUGUGUGCAAUAAAUCGAGCGUUAGCUCCGAGCUGACCACGCGUGCAACUUCUCAGAUGUCCGCGCUUCGAGAAAGCAAACCAACGAUUGCUUCACUUCCCUGGCAUGUGAACCUAAUCGAAAAAAUUCUGUCUAAUAAAACUUUGCCGUUCACUACGAAACAAAAACGGAUCACAGGGGUUGUCCAAAAGCUCGAGACCCAUCAUUUGGAGUGGCUCGAGGAAGUUGCCAUGGAUUCCAACCUCCCCUUUCACUGCUAUGCACUUUUGCGGGCUCUGACGAAGGCGCUGCCGUUCUUCCGCGAUCCGAGGAGAGGGCGACGGGAGGGUUGCUCGUACACCUCAGAAGAGGAUUCGAAAUGGUCGGCCGCGUCUCCAUACUUCUCCGAAAGCCUCAACGACUCCCUCUGCGUUUGCCUACGCACCGCCAUCCCAAAGCACUCGACCACCGCGGAGCUGACGACACUCCUGCGUGGGGCGGUGGAGCUCGAGCUCGCGGAUCUAUCGUCGUUGAAACACAUCUCGUAUAAAUUGACUUCUCGGGAUCGUUGGAUGGGUUCUUCCGCAUCCGACGCCGUGGAGGUGCUUUGGCUGCUUUCACUCGCGGUGCGGCGCUGCAAACUACCACCGCCGCCGGUAAAUCACCUGCUCUGCCGCCUCCCUAGCAGCAAACUCACACCGCGGGAGGGAUUACAAGUCUUUUCGGCGUUGAUUCGAUUGAAUGAUCGCGCCGGGAACGAGGUUUUUGAGAUUCUAUCCCGUCGCGCGGUGGAGGAUGUCGGGGCGUACACCACGCAGGAUGCCAUUUUUGCACUCCAGGCUGUUGCGCUGCUCGAUAAUUCACAUAUUGCCUUUGCGGGGGCUACGAUUGAGCGCUGCGCGGAGCUGGCGCCUCGAAUGUCCGCGAAAAAUAUCGGCGACAUCGCGAAGUCUCUCGCACUGCUUCACUCCGGGCGAAAAUACAACGUCGUGGCGGAGGGCUGUGCGAAGGAGCUUCAACGUACCCUCGCGGCGGUUGCCACGCGUGCGGAAGAACUUUUAGGAUUGUUUUCUCUUCGUGAUGCCCGCCACGUGCUGAAAUGUCUGACAGUUCAUAAAGUACGCCAUACCAUUUUAUUUUCUCGCCUCACACCGUUUGUUUCAGACGAUUGA
Phytomonas sp. EM1 is the source of this 1329-nucleotide messenger RNA. The record is from the annotation of a GenBank genome assembly. NCBI's taxonomy places the organism in Eukaryota, Euglenozoa, Kinetoplastea, Trypanosomatida, Trypanosomatidae.